Paramuricea clavata is the source of this 1638-nucleotide messenger RNA. The record is from the annotation of a GenBank genome assembly. NCBI's taxonomy places the organism in Eukaryota, Metazoa, Cnidaria, Anthozoa, Malacalcyonacea, Plexauridae.
AUGGAUGACAUGGAUACAUCAACAGUUGAAGAAAAGAAAUUACCAAAUCGUAAUAAGGCAAGCCCGUCGAAACGUUUAUUUCACAUAAAUCGAAAACUUUUGGUCUCAAAGAUAUUUUAUUUUUUCUACUGGGGAGCAGUUGGAUCAUUUCUUCCUUUGUUAGGUGUCUAUUUUAAACAACUUGGGAUGAGCCCUAGUCAAAGUGGAACGUUAGUUGGAUGUAGACCUAUGGUGGAGUUUGUUAGUGCUCCGAUGCUUGGCUCUCUAGCUGAUAAACUAGACAGAAGAAAAACUUUACUAUUAUUCUCACUAGUAUCAUGGAUUUCAUUUACAUUCUCGUUUGCUUUCAUUAAACCGGCACCUGUGUCGUGCAAAAAAUAUUUUCUACUGACUAAAAAUGUAUCGGAAAUCUCAAAACAUGCAACAUUGGAACUUAGAGAUUUUCUUGGCCCAAGAACAGCGACAAAAACAUUACCACCCGAACCAAAAGCUAAAAACUCUCUUGUGUUUAGUCCAAGCGGAGUACAUCAAGUAUUUCUUGUGUUAUUAUUUCUAACAGUCAUUGGUGAAUUCUUUUCAGCACCCGCCAUAACUUUAGCUGACUCAGCGACUUUACAAUUACUUGGCGACGAAAAAGAUAAAUAUGGUCGACAAAGAUUAUGGGGAAGUUUCGGUUGGGGAACAGCAAUGUUUGUACUUGGUUUCGUUAUCGACAAGAUACAAGGUUAUGAAGUAUGUGGAGAAGUUGUUAGUAACAACUACACGCCAGCAUUUUAUUUUUUUGUUGUGUUAAUGUCGUGUGCGCUACUGGUCGCCACCCGUUUUUCCUUUAUUUCAAAAGAACAGCAACCAAAAUCGAAAGCUGGUGGCGGACUACAGCUUCUGCGGGUUCUCCUCACAAUUCGUUAUCUUUCCUUUCUAUUCGUUGCUUUCUUUAUGGGAUGUGGUUAUGGUUUGAUUUCAACGUUCUUAUACUGGCAUCUCGAGGAUUUAGGUGGGCCGCCCACUUUAUUUGGCAUUGCGUCAUUAUUAGAUCAUAUUUCCGAAAUUAUUUGUUAUUUUCAAGUGGAGUAUAUUAUACAAAAAAUCGGACAUGUUCCCGUAUUAUAUCUAGGCUUAAUAGGAAAUAUUAUUCGCUUUGUAUUUAUCUCACUGUUAUCAAAUCCUUGGCAUGUGUUGCCUUUAGAAAUCCUGCAAGGAAUUACCCAUGCGGCAGUGUGGGCGUCUUGCACUAGCUAUAUUGGGAAAAUCGCACCACCGGAAUAUGCUACCUCUGCACAAGGUGUUCUACAAGGGUUAUAUCACGGGUUAGGGAGAGGUUGCGGGGCAAUACUUGGUGGAAUAUUUAUUCAUACUUAUAACACAGAGACAGUAUUCAGGUCAUAUGGUAUUGGAUGUUGUGUUGUGCUAAUUAUUUAUUCCAUAAUCAACUAUAUAUUAGGGAAGAAUACAACAAAAUCUUCAUCAAAAAGUAAAGUCUCGCCCACUACAACUCCCGGUACUCCUCCAGCUAUUGAAUUGUCCCUUGAAUUUGUCCAAGAUGUCAUGCCGGGUAAUACUAAAGAGGACAAUGUGGAAAACAUUAAUACACAUCAAAGAAAACCUUCUGUCAAUAAUAUUGCUAAUACUAGCUAUUAG